Molecule: messenger RNA, 1600 nt
Organism: Tachysurus fulvidraco (yellow catfish)
Lineage: Eukaryota; Metazoa; Chordata; Actinopteri; Siluriformes; Bagridae
Gene: matn3b
Product: matrilin 3b
Exons: 6
Coding region: 1-1350 (449 amino acids)
Molecular function (GO): calcium ion binding
Source: RefSeq, a predicted model, not a curated record
AUGACACAGUUUGUUCAAUUAUUGAUGUGUUUCCUGACAGCACUGACGAUGAUGAUGAUGAUGAUGACGAUGGAGGCCGAGGCGACGUUUGGGCCGUACAGAUUCAUCCAGGACAAACCUGCAGUGAGACACAGACCAGUGACCUACAGCAGACCUGCACAUGGAAACAACAUCAACUUUGGAGCUUAUGCCAUUAACCCCAGGUUUUACGGGAAUUUCCAUCAUCGGCCUCCUUGGAAGUGGCCUGUGUUUCCUCACCAGCGCCCCGUGUUCCCCGUCCGGCCUCCAGCUGUGCCGGUGCUGCCUCCAAAGCUAGCGCUAACCAAGCCAUGCAUCACAGUGCCACCCACAGUGCCACCAGCAGUGCCUGCUCCACCUGUAAGCACUACUUCGGCCCCUCCUCCCACUUUACCCACCACCACACCCACCACGAUGCCCUCCACACUGCCGCUCAGCACCCCGAGUGCCACCACGCCCCCUGCUGCUCCUCCCACUCAUCCAGCUCCGGCAGCGGUGUGCAAGAGCCGCCCCCUGGACCUGGUGUUCAUCAUCGACAGCUCUCGCAGCGUCCGUCCUGCCGAAUUCGAGAAGGUCAAAGUGUUCCUCUCGGACAUGGUGGAUUCGCUGGAUGUUGGAGUCGAUGCCACACGUGUCGGACUGGUCAACUAUGCCAGCACGGUCAACAUCGAGUUCCUCCUGAAAACAUAUGCCAAUAAAGCGGAUCUCAAACGAGCUUUCUCUCGAGUCGAGCCGCUCUCCACCGGCACCAUGACCGGCCUGGCCAUCAAAACAGCGAUGGAGCGCACUUUCACUGCUGAGUCUGGCACCCGUCCGGCCAAUAAAAACAUCCCGAAGGUGGCCAUCAUCGUGACAGACGGACGGCCGCAGGACAAAGUGGAGGAGGUGUCGGCUUCGGCGAGGGCUGCUGGGAUCGAGAUAUAUGCCGUCGGAGUGGACCGGGCCGACAUGAAAUCUCUGCAAGCUAUGGCGAGCCAGCCGCUGGACGAUCACGUGUUCUACGUGGAGACGUAUGGUGUGAUCGAGAAGCUUACGUCCAAGUUCAGGGAAACUCUCUGUGGUAUCGAUGCAUGUGCCCUCGGACACGACUGCGAGCACGAAUGUGUGAACAAUUACAACUCUUACUACUGCAAGUGCAGAGACGGUCAUGUGCUUAACCCAGACAAGAAAACAUGCUCGCAAGCCAAGGAGGCUCGCAGUGAUUUGGUGGAGGACGCAUGCAUGUGUGAAGCUCAGAUCGCAUUCCAGAAGAAAGUCCAUCACAGUAUUAAAGAGAUAAACGGCAAACUGGAUGAUCUCUCGAGAAGAGUCGAUCAGUUCCAGCUGCGCUGAAUCCACUCACACACACGACGCAGUUCUCCUUCGCUAACACAUGGCGAGUCGCCGCUCUCCGGUCGCCGAGUCUCAAGGAUCUGCUGCUUUGCUGCAUUUAUUUUUAAAAAUGUAUCCAAACUGAAGUAAGCCAGUACGAUUUCUGACGACUGAAAGCCUAUAUAAAAAGUGUGUGUUGCUCUUUAGUGACUCGUUAAUGCUUGUUCAGUCUUCUUUUAUUUUGUAAAAAUAAAAGAUUUAGAGAACCUUA